Pseudoliparis swirei is the source of this 2186-nucleotide messenger RNA. It is a transcript of the gene bub1bb, whose product is annotated as BUB1 mitotic checkpoint serine/threonine kinase Bb. Gene Ontology annotation, molecular function: protein kinase activity. Gene Ontology annotation, biological process: mitotic spindle assembly checkpoint signaling; meiotic sister chromatid cohesion, centromeric. Bases 235 to 1518 code for a protein of 427 amino acids. NCBI's taxonomy places the organism in Eukaryota, Metazoa, Chordata, Actinopteri, Perciformes, Liparidae. The transcript has 9 exons. The record is from RefSeq and is a predicted model, not a curated record.
AACGCGUUUACUUUGUAGAUCAUCGGUUUUGUUUUCAUAUUUGACUGUUAAAUAGCACUGAUAGCGCGAACAACGAGAACAACGACCGAGCUGAAGCUAAGGUUAGCUACUGUUAGCCCAGCCGUCGUCAUACACUCAUUAACAUGAGAACCCGACCUCACUGGAAUGAGAAGCUAACGUCGCUAGCUCGAGAAACAUCCGUCACAAAGCAGGCAUCCAGUUUGAAUUUCCACAAUGGCAGAAGGAGGAGAUGUGGAAUGGGAGCUAAGCAAAGAAAACAUUCAGCCACUGCGACGGGGCAGAGACGUAUCGGCCUUACAUCAGGCGCUCAGUCAACAACAGGAUGGACUGAGCUUGGCCAUCAACCAGCAGAGACAGGCCUUUGAGUCUGAACUGCGAAUGUAUGACGGAGAUGAUCCACUUGAUGUUUGGGAUCGGUAUAUUAAAUGGACAGAGCAAACUUUCCCUCAAGGAGGAAAGGAGAGCAACCUCGCCACAAUAUUGGAACAGACCGUGACCAGAUUCAGUGAGGAAAAGCGAUAUCACGAAGACCCUCGCUAUGUUGAACUCUGGAUCAAAUUUGCAGAGAACUGCCCGGGGCCCUUGGACAUAUUCAGGUACAUGCAGGCUCAGGGAAUAGGAGUGACACAGGCAUCGCUCUACAUCGCUUGGUCUGAGGAAUAUGAGAAUCAGGGCAACUGUCGCAAAGCAGACCUGGUCUACCAGGAAGGAUUCAAGAAGUGUGCGGAGCCGCACAAUAAGCUCCUGCAGUUUCACAAGGCUUUGCAAGCGCGUGUGUCCCGCCAGGUCAUGAUGAAUGUGGAGGAGGACGAUAGUGAUGAUGAGCCUCAACAACCUGAGAGAGUUUCUCUUGCCGACCUCAAACGCAGAGGAAAGAAAAAGGCCAUCGCCCCCAUCAACAGAGUGGGGUCUUCAAUCAGAAGUAUUUCUGGAGGCAUGCAGUCACAUGGUGCCCCUGUCCUCGGCAAUGCUUCAAACAGUCCGUUGGUGGUGUUUGACGAGAACAAUGCUCAAAGUGCUGGUCCUUCAGAGCCCAAGUUAGAGUCUUGGGCGGCCCCUCCCACUUCCAGGGCAAAGGAGAAUGAGCAGAAGCCGGAAAAAUGGUCUGAGGUCAAGAUCCCCCAGAAAUCCAAAUUCGGACAUACUGUUAUGGCCCCACCGCCUCCCAAACCCGCGUUUCAACCAUUUGUUGAGGAGUCCGACCAGCCUCCAGCAAUGACUCCUUGUAAGAUCAACCCGGCAGUGAACACAGUUUUAUCAGUGCGUAAACCCCGCAAAGAAGAAACUCCUCUCAAGAGACUACAGGAGCACCAUCAGCAACAGAAGGAUGCCGAAUCGGGGAAACUGCAGGAGCAGAGUAUGUACUGUAAAGAGCUGCUGCUCAGCGGCGCCGCUGAAUUCUGCUUUGAGGAACUGCGUGCCGAACGCUUCUUCAAAAAAGUAACCCAGGACGUCAGUGCUCCAAAGGAUCCAGCGAGUUCCAGUGCUUCAAACUGAUGCACCUAAAAACACUAACAUUUGUAUUGUAUUGUUUCUCCUUCUUUUCUUGAUGGGAUUUUUCAUUUCGACAAAAUAUUAUCGGCAAGUAUCAUGUAGUUGAUGCAAUGUAUGUUUAUCCGUGUGUGUGUGCUUGCGUGUGUGUAUACUGGAUCUCUAGAAACUAUAUAUAUAUCGUUUCUAGAGAUCCAGUUUCUCAGAGAAGAAAAAGACCAUCUUAGAACUGAAGGCACAGUUUUUUUGGAUUCCUUAGAAUAUGACAGUGUGACCAAACAAUGGAAACACUGGUUCAUGUAAUUUAAUCCAUUACAGAAUACCGAAAACUAAUAACUUGAAUAAUCAUUUACACAAAUUUAACAACAUAAAAGUAAUAACAUAUUCUUCACAGUAAUAUUUAAGGGCUAUUGUCAUUUCCCUGCUCCUUGUAAUUACUAAACAGACGUGAUGCGUACCCAUAAUUUCCUGCUUCCUCUAGUUGUCUAUUUUUCCUACUUGCUUUGUUCUCAAGAACAAUGUUUUGCCUUUUUUUAAGUUGAUCUGUCCUUUUCAUUAUUUCUUGAGCAGAUGUUUUACAUGAGGUUAUUGAUCCAGGUUUAAUGUCUUAGUCUGAGUGAAAUGUCCAUUCUAGGCCGAGUAUUGUCGCUGUUCAAUAAACUUGUUAAAAUGUC